Messenger RNA from Lathyrus oleraceus (garden pea), 618 nucleotides. RefSeq lists its product as uncharacterized. Gene Ontology annotation, molecular function: nucleic acid binding; RNA-DNA hybrid ribonuclease activity. NCBI's taxonomy places the organism in Eukaryota, Viridiplantae, Streptophyta, Magnoliopsida, Fabales, Fabaceae. The transcript has 3 exons. The record is from RefSeq and is a predicted model, not a curated record. Bases 1 to 618 code for a protein of 205 amino acids.
AUGUACUUAAAAGCUAAAGAUUAUGAUGAACUGUUGCCUGAAGAAGGACCAGAUCCUGCAUCCCGGUGGGGUUUAGUGUUUAAUGGAGUUGUUAAUGCUUAUGGUAACAAAAUUAGGGCAAUCACUAUUACUCAUAAGGGUUUUCAUAUCCCUUUCACUGCAAGAUUAGUGUCUGAUUGUACGAAUAAUAUGGCAGAAUAUGAACCUUGUAUGAUGGGUCUUGAAGAUGCCAUUGAUUUGAGAAUUAAAAUCCUUGAUGUAUAUGGAGAUUCGACCUUGGUGGUUAAUCACAUUAAAGGAGAAUGGGAGACUUAUCAUCCUGGAUUAAUUCCUUAUAAAUAUUAUGCAAAGAGGUUAUUGACUUUCUUCAAUAAAAUAGAGUUUCGUCAUAUACCUUGUGAAGAGAAUCAAAUGGAGGACGCUCUGGCUACUUUGUCUUCUAUGUACCAAAAAGUGAUUUUGAUGUUAAAUGUUGGAUACUCAAAUGGAAUAACUUUGUCUGCUACAGUGAUAUAUGUGAUAUGGUUUCAAGAACUUAGAGCAAUGUCUCAUAUUUUGGCAAUCCUAUUACAUGUUGGUUUGAAUGAACAGUUAAACUUCAAAAUAUGGUCACUGUAG